Maniola jurtina (meadow brown) is the source of this 2653-nucleotide messenger RNA. RefSeq names its product protein groucho-like. Gene Ontology annotation, biological process: regulation of DNA-templated transcription; negative regulation of canonical Wnt signaling pathway. The transcript is spliced from 18 exons. Lineage: Eukaryota; Metazoa; Arthropoda; Insecta; Lepidoptera; Nymphalidae. Gene Ontology annotation, molecular function: protein binding; transcription corepressor activity. The record is from RefSeq and is a predicted model, not a curated record. The coding region runs from base 389 to 2512 and encodes 707 amino acids. Gene Ontology annotation, cellular component: nucleus; transcription regulator complex.
ACGAAUGAUGGAUGGGUUUGAUGGAUUUGACAGGCUACAAAACUGCGGCGUGGAUUUAUGGUUAAAGAAUUCCAAGAUAGAUAACUGUUGCUUGCUGCUUGUAUAUUGUUUCACAUCUUUUAUCAUAAUAUUUUGUAAGAUUUAACACAGCAGGUGCUGAUUGUAGUAAAAGUGGUGUAUGUCAAGAUAAUGUGCUGUAAUUCAAAAGUUUUGAGACAAAGUUUAUGCAUAUCAUUGUUCUUAGAGCUUAGCCGCGGGUUUCCCGUACGUGUUUUAUAGCAGAGGCUGAGAAGGUGGAAAUGGUGCCGUCAGUGUUAGUUUUGUAUGGAUCUAAAGAGAACUUUAUUUGAUUGUGUGGGAUAUAAACUUUAUUUAAAUAAGUUACAAGAUGUAUCCAACGCCGACGCGGCACCCGUCGGGUUCUGUGAGGGGUCCCCAGCCUUCAGGUGGACCUAUAAAGUUCACUAUAGCGGACACUUUAGAGCGUAUUAAAGAGGAAUUUAACUUUUUACAAGCACAGUAUCACACAUUAAAAUUAGAGUGUGAAAAAUUAGCCAGUGAGAAAACUGAAAUGCAAAGGCACUACGUUAUGUAUUAUGAAAUGUCUUAUGGCCUUAAUGUCGAGAUGCAUAAACAAACGGAAAUAGCGAAGCGCCUGAGCGCCAUCAUCGGGCAGGUGCUGCCGUUCCUGGCGGGCGAGCACCAGCAGCAGGUGGCGGCGGCCGUGGACAGAGCUAAGCAGGUCACUAUGUCUGAACUUAAUGCUAUUAUCGGGCAACAACAACAACACGGCCUCCAGCAACUGCUUCAACAGAUCCACGCGUCAGCCGGUUUGCCGCAUGGAGUUGGUGCUGGGGCCUUGUUGGGCGCAGGGGGCCUUCUCUUCCCCAGCGCGGGGCCCCCACCGGCCCCACACCUUCCACCGCCUGCGCAUAAGGUGGAACUGCCUCCCCCCUCGGAUAUAAAGCCGCCCGUGUUACCGGGCGGGCCUGCCCCUCCACCCCUUUUACCCGGACAACCUCCCCCUCGGGAAGAUGACCGGAUCUCCUCCCGAGCAAUGAACCAGCAGCAACAAAGACGCUCAGUGUCACCGCACGAGCGCGAACAGAAGUACCGGCCGCGGUCGCCCAAUGAGCCGGAAGCUUUAGACGCCAAGAGACGGAAGGAGGAGAAGGUCGGCCAUGUGAGUCUGUGUAGUGACAGUGAUGCUGAGAAAAGCGACCAGGACCUAGUUGUUGAUGUGGCGAAUGAGGAGGAAAGAGGAUCUCCAAGUGUGAGGACGGAAGCUGGCGAGAGGACUGAGAACGGCCCGCGGCCGCCCUCGAGAUCUGGCUCUUCAUCCAGUCGCUCCACACCUAAAAGUUCAAAAGACGAAAAGCCCGGUACGCCAGGGUCAAAAAACCGCGCGCCCACGCCCACGGGGCGGUACGCGUUUCCAGCCUACGCGGGGUACAAUAGACCUCCCUUGCCCUAUGACGGAUCCAUGGCCCGGACGAACGGCAUGCCGCCCGCUAAACCUGCGUAUUCGUACCACACAUGCGGCGGUCCGCUCCAACCCGUGCCGUUCCCAGCGGACGCGCUAGUGGGGCCAGGGAUCCCGCGGGGCGCGCGAGUCGUGGCCGCGUUGCCGCACGGGGAGGUAGUGUGUGCCGUGGCGUUGUCGCUGAGCAACAGCGCGAGGCACGCCUACACCGGGGGCAAGGGCUGCGUCAAACUGUGGGACAUCACCAACCCAGGCUCGCCCACCACGCUAGAGCCGUUGUCGCAGCUGGAUUGUUUGCAAAGGGAUAACUACAUAAGAUCAGUGAAGUUACUACCGGAUGGUCGGACAUUAUUAGUGGGUGGUGAAGCAUCCAACUUGUCAAUAUGGGACCUAUCAUCACCCACUCCGAGAAUGCGAGCAGAACUAACCUCGUCCGCGCCCGCGUGUUAUGCUCUCGCUAUCAGUCCAGAUUCCAAGGUAUGCUUCAGUUGCUGUUCAGAUGGCAAUAUAGCGGUAUGGGAUCUCCACAAUCAAACGUUAGUUAGGCAAUUCCAAGGUCACACGGACGGGGCAUCGUGUAUAGACAUAAGUCCAGACGGCACGCGGCUAUGGACUGGUGGCCUCGACAACACGGUGCGAUCCUGGGACUUACGGGAAGGCAGGCAGUUGCAUCAGCACGAUUUCAACAGUCAGAUCUUCUCGCUAGGAUACUGUCCUACUGGUUCCUGGCUAGCGGUAGGCAUGGAAAACUCCCACGUGGAAGUGUUACACGCGGGCAAACCUGACCGCUACCAGUUGGUGCUACACGAGUCAUGCGUGCUCUCGCUGCGGUUCGCGGCCGCGGGGAAGUGGUUCGUCUCUACCGGGAAAGACAACCUCCUCAACGCGUGGCGGACACCCUACGGGGCUAGCAUAUUCCAGACUAAAGAAUCAUCAUCGGUGCUCAGUUGUGAUAUAUCGGCGGACGAUAAGUUUAUAGUGACAGGUUCAGGUGAUAAGAAAGCGACAGUGUACGAAGUAAUGUACUGAUACAGUGAAGUGCAAUGCAGUGAUAUAAGUGAAGUGAAAAUCUCAAUAGGCGGUAAAGAUGGGGUUCAUACUCUCCAGUGUGGAGGUCACACCCAUGUGAGUGUGACGGUGGGUCGAAAUAAAUGGUCUAUCACAUGAAAA